Messenger RNA from Aureobasidium subglaciale EXF-2481, 594 nucleotides. RefSeq lists its product as uncharacterized. Gene Ontology annotation, molecular function: copper ion transmembrane transporter activity. The coding region runs from base 1 to 594 and encodes 197 amino acids. Lineage: Eukaryota; Fungi; Ascomycota; Dothideomycetes; Dothideales; Saccotheciaceae. Gene Ontology annotation, biological process: copper ion transmembrane transport; intracellular copper ion homeostasis. The record is from RefSeq and is a predicted model, not a curated record. The transcript is spliced from 2 exons. Gene Ontology annotation, cellular component: plasma membrane.
AUGGCAAUGUCAAGUGCGACUUCGGCCGCCUCGACAGGAAUGUCUGGCAUGUCUGGCAUGGGCUCCAUGUCUAUGGUCUUCACCACCGCACACAACACCCCCCUCUACUCAAAAGCAUGGACCCCUACGUCUACCGGCGCAUACGCUGGAACCUGCAUUUUCCUCAUUGUUUUGGCCAUUCUCUCUCGUCUGUUGCAAGCUUGGAGGCACACGCUUGAACAGCGUUUCCAUGACAAGGCCAUGAAGCGUCGCUAUGUCAUUGUCAGAGGGGAGCAGGAGGGUGACCAGUUCCCGGACGAGUCGGAAGCAACCAAGGAGAAAGCUGAACAACAAGCCAUCUUGACAUCUCGGGGUAUUGAUGAGAAGGUCCGCGUUAUCACUGCCAAGUCAAGGAGCAAGGAGUCCACCCCUUGGAGAAUCAGCACCGAUCUGCCGAGAGCAUGUGUAUACACUGUCCAAGCCGGCCUCGGAUACCUGCUCAUGCUGGCAGUCAUGACGCUGAAUGUAGGGUAUUUCCUCUCCGUUCUCGCAGGUCUGUUUGUUGGUGAAUUGGCCAUUGGAAGAUAUGCUUCACCAGUGGAGGACCAUCACUAG